Molecule: messenger RNA, 5015 nt
Organism: Sinocyclocheilus grahami
Lineage: Eukaryota; Metazoa; Chordata; Actinopteri; Cypriniformes; Cyprinidae
Product: cGMP-inhibited 3',5'-cyclic phosphodiesterase B-like
Exons: 16
Coding region: 46-2445 (799 amino acids)
Biological process (GO): signal transduction
Molecular function (GO): 3',5'-cyclic-nucleotide phosphodiesterase activity
Source: RefSeq, a predicted model, not a curated record
GUGAAUGAAAUGUGCUUUAAAGAGCCUUUGUUUUGUGUACUUUAGAUGAUCCUGUGGGACUGGGACCUUAAACAAUGGUACAAGCCACAAUAUCAGGGUGCAGUGAGUGGCAAUGGUGUGGAUCUCUCUGUGAUAAACGAGGCCAGAAACCUGGUCUCAGACCUGCUGAUGGACCCGUCUCUCUCACCACACGUCCUCUCGUCACUGCGCAGUGUGAGCAGCCUCAUGGGAGCUUUCUCUGGGUCGUGCCGGCCCCGGGUCAACCCCUUCACCCCCUUCCCCGGCUUCUACCCCUGCGCUGAGAUCGAAGACCCCUCAGAGAGAGGAGAGAGAAAGCCACUGAAGGGUCUGAGCAGCAGGAAUAGUCUCCCUACCCCUCAGCUGAGGCGCAGUUCAGCCUCUUCCUCUCUGCCCCCACUGGAGUCUGCCUCGUCACGCUGGGAACGUGGAAGGAGAUCUCACUCUGAGCUCAGCAGCCAGAGUUGUGUUUCUAAUGGGCCCAACAGCAACUUGCUGACUAUUCCUAAACAGAGAUCCUCCUCCGUCACACUCUCCUAUGGCCACACAAUACCCAGAAGACCAGGUGCUUCUCCCAGCCUGAGUCCCGUCAGCUCCCCGAGUCACAGUCCCCCUGCUGCUCCCGGCUCCUCUCUGGUCACACGCUCUCCAGUGGAGUUCCCAGACACUGCCGAUUUCCUCACCAAGCCCAGUGUCAACCUGCACAAACCACUGGGCUACACACUGAGCUCGCCUGAUUUCCAGCAGCAGUAUCGAGGUCCCUCCUCGGCCCCCUUGUGCACCAGUUGUGGCCGACAGAUGAUAAAAAGUGUGGCUAGCAUAGAGGUGGGUGAGGGCCAUCAUGUAACAGCCAAUGAGAUGCAAAGAACACGCUCAGCUGAAGGAGCGGAGUAUGGUGGGGAAAACUUGAUCCGAGAGGAGAGCUUAGAGGCAGAGUCUCAGGAGGAGAGGACUGCAGACACAGCAGGGGAAAAACUAAAUAGCCAGCCUGAGGGAGAGGAACAGACCUCCAGUACGGAGCAGUCCUCAUUGUAUCCUGAGGGAGACGAGGAGUUUAGGUUGGACUCUACGCUGGUGGUCCAUGAAGCACUCAUGGAAAGGAUCAACACCUGGAACUUCCAGAUCUUUGAGCUGAUGGAGAUGACGGGAGGAAAGACUGGCAGAAUUCUCAGCUAUGUGGCGUACACUUUGUUCCAGGACACGGGUCUGUUCGAAAUCUUCAAAAUCCCUGUGCGGGAAUUCAUGACGUACUUUUGCGCUCUGGAGAACGGCUAUCGUGACAUCCCCUAUCACAACCGUGUCCAUGCCACUGACGUCCUUCAUGCGGUGUGGUAUCUUACCACCCGGCCAAUCCCAGGCUUUCAGCAGAUCCAUAAUGAGCAUGUCACAGGAAGUGAUACAGAUUCGGACAGUGGAAUUUCCCCAGGCAGGGUGGCAUAUGCCACGUCCAAUAGUUCCUCAUUCUCGGAUGACAGUUACGGCUGUCUGGCCUGGAAUAUCCCUGCGCUGGAACUCAUGGCACUAUAUGUAGCAGCUGCUAUGCAUGACUAUGAUCACCCUGGGCGCACAAAUGCCUUUCUUGUAGCCACUAACGCUCCUCAGGCGGUGUUGUAUAAUGACCGUUCAGUUUUGGAGAACCACCAUGCAGCCUCUGCCUGGAGCCUGUUUCUUUCCCAGCCGGAGUUCAACUUCCUGUGCAGUUUGGACCACGUUGAGUUUAAGCGUUUUCGGUUCCUAGUCAUCGAGGCCAUCCUCGCAACAGACCUAAAGAAGCACUUUGACUUCCUAGCAGAGUUUAAUUCCAAGGUUAAUGAUGUGAAUAGUCCAGGCAUCGACUGGACUAAUGAAAAUGACAGGUUGUUAGUGUGCCAAGUGUGCAUUAAGCUGGCAGAUAUCAAUGGGCCAGCCAAAGAACGCAGCCUUCACCUCAAAUGGACAGAGGGUAUCGUCAAUGAGUUUUAUGAGCAGGGUGAUGAAGAAGCCACUCUAGGAUUACCCAUCAGCCCUUUCAUGGAUCGCUCGGCACCACAGUUAUCAAAGCUACAGGAGUCUUUUAUCACGCACAUCGUCGGGCCUCUUUGUAACUCCUACGAUGCUGCCGGCUUGCUGCCGGGAUACUGGAUUGACGAGGAGGGCUCAGACGAUGAAGAAGAAACGGAAGACAUUGAAACGGAAGAUGAAGAACUGGACGAGGAUCUUGAACCAAAGAGGAGGAAGGGUCAACGUCGGUUAUUCUGCAGCAUCAUGCAGCACUUAACAGAGAACCACAAGGUGUGGAAGAAGACCAUCGAAGAAGAGGAGAAGGCCAAAGAGCUGGAGACUCAGCAGCAGCGAUCCGAGAGCCCCAGCCUUCCUCCGUCCACCACCACCUCCUCCGACGACAUCCAGGUUAUUCAAGAGGAGGCCGAGGAGGAGGAACGGCAGUAGCCAGAGGAGAAGGACAAGCAACGAAGCUCACCGAGGGGCUUAAACGACCCGUCCCUCUCCUUCACCUACACAAACACACACAUUGACACCCAGAGGAAGACCCUAGCGGAUCUCCCCGUGCUGAAAUUCGUCACUGUGCCGACACUCUGAAGCUAAUGCAGUUCACAUUGUGUUGAAAAAAAGGCCUUACUACUGUGAGAGGACCCUUUGGUGGGAACCCCACUCCUAUGCACUUUCACCCCAUGGAGAAGCAGCGGAGAACGAACAGAGCUUUGAAGACGCCGAAUCGUGUUGUGAGAUUAAAACCAAGACGGAGAGGAACACAGGCAGGGGAGAAUCGUGCCAUCCCAUGGUUCCCUGGCCUUAAACGUAGAGCUCUUAACUCUCCCGUAGGUACUUAAGUCCAAAAGGACACGAAAAAGACAAUGACGCAAUUGACACCCGUUACCAAAGCGAACAGUUCAAAAACAUAGAAAGACUGCGACUGAAGCCGUUUCAGGCUCAGUGUCAAAAUGUGCCUGUCUGAACUUUAAAAAAAAAAAUAUAUAUAUAUAUAAAAUAUUGUUUGUUUUUAUUUUUCUUGUGGUCCAGAAAAUGGGCUAUGCACGCUGCACUGUAUGUGCAGUCCCCAAUUCAUGCUGGUGACAUAAAACACUGUAUUACUGAACAGUUAUUAGGACAAGUGCAAAUCCUGACAUUUUGACUGAAAAAUGACCUGACUUCUGCAUCGUUUUGGAUGCUUUUUAUUCAUGUUGAUCACCUUCUUGCAGUUUUUUGUUUGCAUUUGUUGUUUGUAAGGUUGUUUCUUUCUUUUUUUUCCAUUUGUGGUGUCCCCCGGCUCCCCCUUUUUCCUCUUCAGGAAUGCUGAGUUGCCAGUCGUUUCUCUGUAAAGUCUGUCUGUGUUUAAAAGCAUCGCAAAUGGGACAGGAAUGUUGUUCAAAUGAAGGGACGUUUCUCCUUUUUUACGUUUAAAUAGAUAUAUUUUUUCACGGUUACUCAGGAUUCAUGUGAAGGAUUGAUCCUUGUUUUUUGCGAAAAUUUAAUUCUGCAAUUUCAACUUGUACGUCGAUCAUUCUUUUCAGAGGUGGGACAAAAAAAAAAGUUUCUGUUUUUUGUAUGAAUAGCUUGAAAGUCGCUAACAACAAAAGAUGCUCCCCCAAAGUGCAGUGUCCUACAUAUUAACCCCCAUCUUUAUCAUCUGCUCCAGACCAGUAUAUCCAUGUUUAUUUUUUCAAAGACCCCCUGAUAAGAAUUGGGAGCCAGGGAAGUUAACUGAAAACUAAAUGUUUGAGUUAGCAUGCAUGUCAUAGACUAAACAUUGCUUUGGGGGGUAACCUCAUGUUUGGCAUUAUUUGAACAUGCUUGUACUUUAAUUAUUGCCAAACGCAAAAUCCGGCCAGUUCAUUUUCAAGGAAUUCAGGGUUUCACCUCGAAAGCUGUACUUUUUUUUUCCUUUGUAUUUUCUUAUUCUUCACCAUAAGGCAAGUUUAAUACUAAUAGUUCUAUAUUUUUUUUUGUCUCAAGCAAGAACUCUAGGCAUUCCACUAGAAUAAUGAGGGGAGGACGGGGAGGCGGAGAUGAACCCGGGUCUCUUUCUCUCUCUCGGUCUGCCUCACCUCAACAAAAACUCAUUUUGUCUCUGUAGAGGAAAGUUCUCAAGUAGGCAGUGUAAAUCAAGCUAGUAUAUUUAAGAGUAAAAAAAAAAGAUAUAAAUGUGCACAUUUUACUACCAAACAAGUGUUUAACCUCUGCACCGAAAGAAUACUUGCAUAUAUAAAUAUAUAUAUUAUAUUAUAUAUUUUUUAAUUAAUCAACAAUGCAUCUGUUUUCUACAUACAGCUGACAUAUUAUGUACAUUGAGACCAUGUAAUUAUCAUCUUGUUUCAGGAGUUUAAAAAAAAAAAAUCUAAUGCUAUUUACAGAUGUGGAUGUGUUUGGGUGUUUUGUUUUUCAGUUUGUUGGUUGUUUUUUUGGGGUGCACUGUCUUUUGUUCCUGCCCAUAACCACUCUUUUGCCGAAAGCCCCUAAUUUCUUAAGCUGGUGGCGAUGCCGGAUGCUUCCCUGUCUCUGUCUCCCUUUGUGGGUUUGUUCAUUAGUCACUUUUUUGGCCUGUGCUCAGGGUGUGUUCUGUGUUGGGGGCUUGUGCGCACCCAAAGCAGCUUGUGGUCUUUCUCUUUUUCUGUCCAGACUGUGUAUUCAUCAGUUCUUGGAUUCCGGGACUCCAGUGUGGCUCAGUUCGUCCACUCUCCCCUCCACUUCACUGAGCUCACCCCGGCUGGGCUCAAACAGGUUGCCAAGCAGGGUGACGGUGGAUCAGAGCUUCACGGCGCCCCCAUCCCCUCGUGUUGACCACUUACUCGACUGUGGUAUCUCACUUUUGGGGGUUCGUCACACCACAGUAACCUCCGAUGUUCCUGUCAUCAGUAACUUUACGAUGGCAUUCACUUUUUUAUGUAGCAUUUAGAUGGCAAUGUCUGAUGUAACCAUUCAGCCUUUUCAGGGUUGUGGGGGAGAACUGAAUUUUUUGUUAUUAUUUAUAGCUGUCAUAAAAGCACCAUCCCUGAACAAGA